Messenger RNA from Acanthosepion pharaonis, 873 nucleotides. The record is from the annotation of a GenBank genome assembly. Lineage: Eukaryota; Metazoa; Mollusca; Cephalopoda; Sepiida; Sepiidae.
AUGCAAGAACUAGAACGUAAAUUGCAAAAUAAAAGUAUGCAGACAAAAAUGAAGAAUGAGAAAAUUCAGCUGAAAGCUAUCUAUGAAAACAAACUACAAAUGACUCGAGAAAAGUAUGAGAGGGAUAUGGAAUAUGAAAAACAAAAGAUGGAACGUCAGUUUGGUGCCCGUUAUCAAGAGAAAAUCCGUAAAUUGAAUUUAUUAAAAAGUAUUGUGAAUGAGCACAGCUCAGACACUUCCACAUCAAACACCAAUAGCACACCUUCAACUACACCACGGCACCCAAUGAAAUUAAGGACAUUUACUGCUCCAGCUACUGCUCCAAAACCUGCUCCUGCUCCUCGUAGACCUGUGGGAAAACUUCCUGUGGCAAAAUCUAUGCAUGAUCUCCACCAAAUUGGAGCCACACCCAAAUCUGUUCCAACUUCAACAAGCAAUCCAAAACAUCGGCGCUCAAAAUCAUCUUCAAAUGCUGAGAUCUGGCUUGAACAUAAAGCACGCAACCAGGAGAUAGAUACAGUUCUUCAGCCAAAGUUAAAGAAAAAACGUUCAGUAUCGAGGCUGACUGAAAAAGACACUAAAGAUGUGAAUAAAUAUUGUUUGAAUCAUCAGGAAGUUGGUUCUGAUGGAGAAUUAUGCCUAAAAUUUUACAAGGGUAAUGUUGCUCCAACUGUGACAGGAGGUUGUACAAUGGUGUUUGAUGAAGUCGAAGAAGUAAAAUGCCAUGCUCCAGGCAAUGACCGUAAACGCCAUAGUUCCUGUUCAAACAUUCCUGAACAUGAGAAUAAUGGCCACUGGACAGACACCGAAGAAAGAUGUUCUUAUGCAAUCAAUGGAUAUGGAAACAAGAAAACCAAGGCAUUUCAUGUGUAG